AUGGUGAGAUUUGAAGUGAUUGAGAAGAUUGGUCCUGAUGUUAAGUGUCGAUGUACUGACCCUGGAUUGUUGCUUCCUCGAGCUAACUUGACUUUUUGGAGAGAUGGAAGUCUUGUACGAGAGCGUAAUGCUAUGCUUCCAACGAUUUCUUCCAAGGACUGGUUGGAUAUUGAUUUUGGUAUUGCUGAAGGUGUGGAUUUCAUUGCUAUAUCGUUUGUCAAGUCGGCUGAAGUCAUUAAUCAUCUUAAAAGUUAUCUUGCUGCUCGUUCUCAUGGAGAGGACAUAGGAGUGAUUGCAAAGAUCGAGAGUAUUGAUUCACUGACAAACUUGGAAGAAAUUAUACUGGCAUCAGAUGGAGCCAUGGUUGCAAGAGGAGAUUUGGGAGCUCAGAUACCUCUUGAGCAAGUUCCAGCAGCUCAGCAGAAAAUCGUUCAAGUCUGCAGAGCGCUUAACAAACCCGUCAUCGUCGCUUCACAGCUACUUGAGUCCAUGAUUGAGUACCCAACUCCAACCAGAGCAGAAGUAGCCGAUGUGUCUGAAGCAGUAAGGCAAAGAUCAGACGCUUUAAUGCUCUCUGGAGAAUCAGCUAUGGGCCAAUUCCCGGACAAGGCUCUUGCUGUUCUGAGGAGUGUUAGUCUAAGAAUCGAAAGAUGGUGGAGGGAAGAGGAACGCUACGAGUCUACGCCACUUCAAGCCAUAGGCUCUACCUUUUCCGACAAAAUAUCUGAAGAGAUCUGUAACUCUGCUGCUAAAAUGGCUAACAAUCUUGGAGUGGACGCGGUUUUCGUCUACACAAAGAGCGGACACAUGGCGUCUUUAGUCUCCCGGUGUCGCCCAGACUGUCCGAUCUUUGCUUUCACGACCACAACCUCGGUAAGAAGACGCUUAAACCUACAAUGGGGACUUAUCCCUUUCCGUCUAAGCUUCUCAGACGACAUGGAAAGCAACUUGAACAAAACAUUCUCGUUACUUAAAUCAAGAGGUAUGAUCAAAUCCGGUGACCUUGUGAUCGCAGUCUCGGACAUGUUGCAAUCGAUCCAGGUAAUGAACGUCCCGUAG
Messenger RNA from Arabis nemorensis, 1059 nucleotides. NCBI's taxonomy places the organism in Eukaryota, Viridiplantae, Streptophyta, Magnoliopsida, Brassicales, Brassicaceae. The record is from the annotation of a GenBank genome assembly.